Messenger RNA from Physella acuta, 1923 nucleotides. Its product is annotated as endoglucanase A-like. NCBI's taxonomy places the organism in Eukaryota, Metazoa, Mollusca, Gastropoda, Physidae. Gene Ontology annotation, biological process: carbohydrate metabolic process. The record is from RefSeq and is a predicted model, not a curated record. Gene Ontology annotation, molecular function: hydrolase activity, hydrolyzing O-glycosyl compounds.
GACAGGUAUAAAGGUAGGACUUAGUGCUUAUGUUUUGAUAGUUUAACAGAGACAGGUUUCUAAAAUUCGUGUUUAGAUUGAAGUAAUUCUUACAUGAUGGCGUCAUGGUUCAUGCUUUGCCUGGUGCUGCCCCUGCUUGUGACGCAGACUGAGUCAGUCAAGAACUACGCGUCAGCUUUGGGGAAAUCUAUCCUUUUCUACGCCGCACAAAGGUCAGGUAAACUCCCCGCUAACAACCCCAUCCACUGGAGGGGAGACUCCGCCCUCCAUGAUUGUGUGGUGGGGGGCUGGUACGACGCUGGGGACCACGUCAAGUUUGGGAUGCCUAUGGCGUACACGACCACUAUUUUACUCUGGUCCAUGUACAAAUGGAAGGACAGUUACGUCAAGGCAGGUCAGCUGAACCAGGCCUACGAUAUGGUCAAGUGGCCACUGGACUAUUUCCUCAAGGCCUGGAACCCAACAGCUCACGAGUUUGUUUAUCAAGUAGGCGACGAGACUCUUGACCACAACUUCUGGGGACGUCCAGAGGACAUGACCAUGGCGAGACCUUGCAAGAAGGCGAGCAUAGCGCAUCCGGGAAGUGACGUAGCAGCGGGUACAGCCGCGGCUCUGGCUAUUGGGUCACUGGUGUUCAAGGACAAGGGAGAUACAGCCUACAGCACACAGCUGUUAACAGCCGCUGAGAGUUUGUACAAGUUUGCUAUCGACCAUAAGGGAUUGUACCAGACCAACACAUACGGGUCGGAUAGCUACAAGGACGAGAUCUGUGAGGCUGGGGUCUGGCUGCACAGGGCCACGGGGAGGGCCCAGUACCUGAACGAUGCCAAGGCCAACGCUGAAUCUGGUUACAUCUGGGCCUAUCAGCAGGCAGAUAAAAGACUGGCCUGUCACCAACUGCUGUUUGAAGACACGCACGAUACCGUCCAGAAAAAUGGUGUAAUCGAUUACUUCAACAACUGGCUCCCCGGGGGUGGCACCAAGUACACACCCUGUGGCCUGGCCUGGGCUAUGAAGUGGGGCUCUCUCAGACUGGCCGCCAACUCCGCCUUCAUUGCCCUGUUAGCCGCCGAGGCUGGUAUAAACACAGACCGGUACCGCACCUGGGCAGUCGAGCAGAUCAACUACAUCCUGGGCGACAACCCUCAUGACGGCGGUUGCUAUAGUUACCAGAUCGGCUACGGCAGCAAGUACCCCCUCAGACCCCACCAUCGAGCAGCCUCCUGCCCUAACAAGCCCGCACCCUGUGGAUCUGCUGAUGCUAACUCCCCCGCACCCAAUCCUCAUGUGUUAACGGGUGCUCUAGUAGGUGGCCCAGCAGAGCAUGAUGACUAUGUUGACGUCAGAAGCGACUACGUUUUGAAUGAGGUGGCGGUGGAUUACAAUUCGGGAUUCACUGGAGCCUUGGCUGGAAUUGUUCACUUACAGAACACAAACCACAUGCCCACCACACACAACAAAUGUCCCUGUAACAACUAAACUACGUACACAACACAUUUCGACCACACACACAUACGGCCUGAUCACACAAACCACAAGCCAACCGUUACAUUUCGAAUUCCGGUAUAAUAAACUAAAUUAAGUCCACACAUACACAAAUACCAAUACAUUCAACCUCCACACAAACCACAAGCCAACCGUUACAUUUCAAAUGCCCUUCUAACAACUAAACUAAUACCUUUAACCUACACACACAAAUCACAUGCCAACCACACACAACGGAUGUCCGUGAAACAACUGGACUGUACUCAAUAUUACCAACACACACACAGAACCUUCCAUACACGCACAAACCUCCCAACCACACCAACAGCAUCCAUACAACACAACGUACAUACAAAACACCACCCAAUUCUUUACAACGACUGGAUAAGCAAGAAAAAUAAAUAUAAAUUACACCAAUAAAAAUUACACCAAAAUCGA